Molecule: messenger RNA, 1245 nt
Organism: Cicer arietinum (chickpea)
Lineage: Eukaryota; Viridiplantae; Streptophyta; Magnoliopsida; Fabales; Fabaceae
Biological process (GO): response to abscisic acid
Source: RefSeq, a predicted model, not a curated record
CAUGGUUAUAUCAAAAGUUGAAGCACAUUUCAAUUUAGUCACACAAAAAUGCCUCAAACUGAACGCACAUUCAAACAUGUUGAGACAACAACAAGAAAUCCUUCUAUUGCUUCCACGGAACAAUUCCUCCGAGGAGGGGAAUCGUCAAGGAUGUCACCAAUCUACUCUCCUACCUCCACUAAUUCAGCUUCCUCUCCUUACUUUGAGAGAAUGAUGCACCAUGAUCCUGAAGAAGAUCAAGGCCUCUAUCAGAGGAAAUCAGUUCUCACCAAAGUGAAGGAAAAAGCUAGAAAAUUAGUAUUGCGCAACAGCCUCAGUCUCAGCCGGAAAAGACAGGAUGACGAUAACCUCACUCCAUCUUGGGGCGUUCGCUUAGAAGACGAAGAAGAAGAAGAUGCUGAAUAUCUUGGAGCUCCAAUAUAUGAAUCAGAGCUAGCACCUGAUGAAUACAAAGAAAAUGCAAGACAACAUCCAAGAGCAAAUCCAGUAAUAUCUGAGAAACGUGUUCUAAGAACAGCAAAAUCAGGAGAACAAAAAGAAGAUCAAGAAAAUGCGCUUACUCCUGUCAAGUCCAAAACAAAUCCUCAACUUUCAACAAUUACUACUAAUCCAAAUCCAAACAUGACAACAAUAACUGAAAAACUCACACCAACAAAUAUUGAAGGGUCAUCAUAUGCAUCCUCCAAAUCUUCUAAUGUUGUUUCUAAAACCCCUGUUGCUCCAUUAAGUUCACCAAUGAUGCAAAAUUCAUCACCAUCCUCAUUUCCUACACUAAGUAGGAACAACAAUAUUAAUGCUAGUCCCAAAAGUGCUUAUUCAAUGAAUAAUGAAAAAAGUGCAUAUCAUUCUCAACCUUUAAUGAGUUCUAGGAGAUCUCCUACUAAUAAUAAUGGUAGUGUGAUUGAUAGGGUUAAAGGAGCUGUAAAUUCUUUGCUUAGGAAUGAAGAACAACAGCAACCAAAAUAUGUUGUUAAUAAACGUGUUACCCCACAAUUAAGCAACACUACUCAAGAAGUUGGUCAGGAAACUGAGAACCAUGGGAAAAUUCUUCAGGCAAAUUAAAUGUCCUUGCAAUAUAUAUGUACUUUCUACAUUUUUUGUAUAUGACCAUUUGUAUUCUUGUAUAUGUAAGUGUAUGUACUUUAGUUUUGGCCUUUUGUGUAUAUGUGCCCAAUAAUUAGACUAAAAAGUUCACUUCCAACAUUGUGUAAAAUUUAAUUUGUAUGCAAUAUAUUAACUAUGUUG